CAAAGGCAGGUAUGAACCAGCUGUCGACGCAGCCCGACAGUCCAGCUGCAUCCUGGACCUGAACACAAGAAAGCAACAGAAAGAAACUCUGGUCUCUCAGGCUGCAGGGAUGAACCCAGACGAGCAGUGUGCCGACAGUACAAACCAACCAAAGUCCAGACCAGGCCCUGAAUUCCUCGGUCCGUAUCGCUGUGCCGCCUGCUACAACCAUAAGGCGAGCUCCGUAUCUUGGAGGGGGGGCAGCGGUGAGUCCAGCUCCUCAGCGGAAGACUCUGGACCAGAGGUGGACACAGAGUCAGAAGCAGAGUCUAGCUCCAGCAGCAGCAGCUCUGGGAAGGGCGAAACAGAGAAGGUCUCUCCUGUAUCCGGAGACGCUGCUGCACCUGAAUCUGGAGGAAAAGAUGGUGUCAGACCAGAGGAGGCGGGAGGGACGUCGGACAGCCAGGAAGAUGAAUGCAGGACACAGGGGGUGUUGUCCCAGAAACACGACUUCCACAUCAUCAAAAAGCACCUGUCUGAGACAGAGGAGGAGAAAACCGAGGAAAGUACUGGAGGAGGGCGAGAAGGAGUCAACAAUCUGCUGCCUCCGCAGAUGGGGUUACCGUGGCAACCGUCGCAACCAACUUUACAGCAACACCAGCUGCCACACCAGCACCAACAACAACUACAUCAGCUGUCGUAUCAACACCAGCAACAGGCUCACCUCUGUCCUCCUCUCUCAGCUCAGGGUCAAAGGUUACCACCACCCCCGCACACACUUCCUGUGUUCUACCCCCCGACACUACACACACCCCAGAGACAUCUGCAUGCACUCGGCCCACAGCCGUGCUGGUACUGUAACAGUAUGGACUUUCCUUAUUCUCCAUACUGAAGUCAUUACAGCAGAGUGCAGUCACCCACAUAAUCAAACGGCCCUUCAGUGUUUUAUAUCGGCUUUAAAUAUGUGAGAAUGUUUUGAUACGUAUGUGAAAAAACAAUUAAAAG
Chelmon rostratus (copperband butterflyfish) is the source of this 984-nucleotide messenger RNA. RefSeq lists its product as uncharacterized. NCBI's taxonomy places the organism in Eukaryota, Metazoa, Chordata, Actinopteri, Chaetodontiformes, Chaetodontidae. The record is from RefSeq and is a predicted model, not a curated record. Bases 110 to 871 code for a protein of 253 amino acids. The transcript has 4 exons.